AUGGACUCGCAUACUCCUCAAAAGAGACCAUUAGAAGAGGUUUCUCCAAACAUACCGUAUUCUCCUUGUAAAAGGCGAGCGUCACUUGGAUUUGAAAUGGCCAGUAUUCCAACGAUCACAAACCAGGGUAACGGGUCAACAAAAGGAACUAAACUCCCAAAACCUUUCGCUGCGGCGAGCUCCAACUUCACACAGUCAUCCGAGGUGAACGAUUUACAAAGCAGGAUAUUAUCUAUACAAGAGAGACUAUCGAGAAAACCUCCAGUUUUUACAUCAACCCCAUUUGAAUAUGCACCAACAACAACGCAAUCACUGACUGGUUCAAAUGAUCUACAAGAGACACUCUUUACACUCAGUCAGGAGUGUCGAGAGAAGCACAGGAAGUUGGAACAUCUCACUGAAGAAUUGAGCAGAUUGCGUAGGGUUUAUCGCAAUUAUCAACAAAAGGUUGAAAUGACAACGAGUGAGAUCCGCAAUGUUCAAGCGAGAUUGGAAGAUAUGGAGGAGGAGAUCAUCAACAAUGUUGCUAAUGAGGAGAAGUUAAUCGACAUCAAAUUGAAAGAAAAUAGUAUAAAAUUGGAUGUCCAGUUUACUGAAAUUGAAUUUGAAAUGACACAAGAGGUGCAAGAGGUGAAAAAUUUCGAUUACACUGAAUUGGUUGAUGAAAUUGAAGAAUUGAAACAAACUGAGUUAAAAUUGAAGGAGGAAAUUAAGCAACAACUGGUGAUAAACGAUCAGAAAUAUAAUGAGGAAAUGGAGAAAUUGAGGCAGAUAUUUGAAAAGAAGAAACACGAGUUACAACAGCAAGAGGCAAAAUGCAAUUUGGGCUUGGAGCAGUUACAAGGGGAGCUUGAUGCAAUAACGAAAGAGUAUGAAUUCAGACAGUCUGAACUUGAAACCGAGAAUCAUCGCGUAGAGAAGCUUAAACGUCAAAUUAGCGUUAUUGAAGAAACGAUGAAUAACUAUGUCAAUAUCAAAAAAGAGACUGAGAUGGAACUCGCUAAGGCCAAGCACAUUCUUGAUGAGAAGAAAGCUCAAGAUAAAGCAGAACAAGAGGAGUUUGAUGGUGUUUACCUCGAAUACAGCUCUCUUAAUGACAAGGUUAAAAAACACGACGAACAUCGGCGAAUUUUGGAAAAUUCAAUAAUGGAAUAUCAGGGUAAGAUAAGGGUAUAUUCGAUUGGUAAUGAGAACGAAUAUGGAAACAUUUUCAACAAGCUUUUUAAUGAGAAUACACCCGCUUCUUUUAUUAUUGACGAAUUUGCUCAUUUUACCAAGAGUAUAGUUCAUGGGACAAAUGUUGGCCUCAUUAGUCAAUAUUUAUCUGGUAGUUGCAUCAUUCUUCAAACUAUGCAUAAUCUACUAACCACCCAAACCCAAGCCACAACUUGGCAACUUCAAUUCGAAUAUCAAGCGAUGGCAAUAACCAAAUCUAUUGAUUUAUUAACUGGUUCAACAUUUUCCCAUGCAAAUUUAUUUGAAAGCCAAAAAAUGCGUAUUGAUAAUGAUGAACUUGAUCGAGUUAAUUGUAUAAUCAAUGGAUUGGAGGUUACAAAUGAUGUGAUUGUGCAUGUGAUUACUGUGGGUGGAGUUAAAAAUAGUAGGACGUUUGAAAGUCGACUAGUUGUUGUUGAUAUUUCCAAAAUCGAAACUAAUGAACAACUGAAUGUGAUGCAAAAGUUGAUACACAAUGAUAAACUGACAUAUUUGGAUAAGGUGUUAAAGUGGGUUUCAACAAAGAGUAAUCCUUUGGUAGUUUCCCAAAUCAACGACGCAGAGACAUUCAAUAUAUUAAAAACAAUCAAUUCAACCAAUGUUGCAUGCAAGAAGAAAUGA
Lodderomyces parapsilosis is the source of this 1836-nucleotide messenger RNA. It is a transcript of the gene USO5, whose product is annotated as Uso5p. NCBI's taxonomy places the organism in Eukaryota, Fungi, Ascomycota, Pichiomycetes, Serinales, Debaryomycetaceae. The transcript has a single exon. Bases 1 to 1836 code for a protein of 611 amino acids. The record is from RefSeq and is a predicted model, not a curated record.